GACUGCGUGAAAGCAAAUCUUUUCAUGUGUAUCCGUGCUGGACUUCAAUAGAGGUUGGUGCUGUAAACCAACAGAUGGAGGUAAAGAACAACUGUAACACUCAUCACCUAUGUCGAAAUGGGUGUGGCUUCUAUGGAAGCUCUCAAUUCGAUGGAAUGUGUUCCAAGUGUUACAAAACCUUAUCGAACGAAUCCAUUCGAGGGCCUGAAUCGCACCAUUCAGCCGGAGUUAUCUACGACACCGUGGCAAACACAGGAAUCACAGCUGUAGGGCAGGUGUUACUGAAAGACUCGGCAGUUUCGGAAAACACACUGGACAUGGGACGCAAAGUAUAUUUGGAAAAUGUUGAGGUUUUGAGGCGAGGAUUACGGUUUACUUCACAGAAACCGGUAGCCGAGGCGGUAGAAAUCGCCAACCAUCCCGAUGUUAACAGAACAGAAGGCAUGGAAGUGGUUGUAGAAACUUCAGGAAAAACUACAGAUCAAAGUGUGCAAGAAAAUAUGACUGCAGAGGAAACGACGGAGAACUUUGAACUGCAAUUCAGCACGUCAGCGAAACCCCCUGAUCAGAUGCUAGGAGACUCGAUUGCAGAAGUGCUCUCUUCAAGUGACAAACUAGAUGGGCAGUCUCCCAGCCCGAUUCCAUCCACUUCUGGACGAAAAACGCCGAACGCCAGUCGAUGUCAUGCAUGUCACAAGCGAAUUGGACUGACAGGUCUUCAGUGUCGAUGUGGGUUCACAUUUUGUGGUUAUCAUCGAUAUACUGACCGACAUGACUGUACGUUCAACUAUCAAGAACAAGGACAAAACGACAUACGGCGAGCAAAUCCAGAAGUGAAAGGGGAGAAGAUCAGGAAGCUGUAAUACUGCGUGGAUGGAUUCAGUUCUCUGAGAAGUUGCUAUUUGUAAUUAAU
Molecule: messenger RNA, 913 nt
Organism: Opisthorchis viverrini
Lineage: Eukaryota; Metazoa; Platyhelminthes; Trematoda; Opisthorchiida; Opisthorchiidae
Exons: 6
Coding region: 75-863 (262 amino acids)
Molecular function (GO): DNA binding; zinc ion binding
Source: RefSeq, a predicted model, not a curated record